UAUGCCUUAUUUGACUAGAUAGUUAGUGGUCUAUAGCUAUACUCUAGCUUUUUUUUAUCACAACUCCUUGAUGAUUAAAAAAUACAUAUAAACAAGGGCAAUUUCAUUAUUAACAAGCAAUUGUACAAGUUACAACAUAAGAAAGGCAUCAGUUGACACUAAAUUAAUAAAUUUGGAAUUAUUUUCCAUGGCUUUUGAAGAAAAAGAGCUUCACUUUCUGGUGUUUCCUUUAAUGGGGCCAGGCCAUAUGAACCCAAUGGUAGACAUAGCAAGAAAGUUGGCUCAACGUGGUGCGAUCAUCUCCAUAAUCACCACACCACAUAACGCAACUCGUUUCGAAAAAAUUAUAGCAAGGGACAGAGAAAAUGGGCUCAGAAUCAACAUAUUCCAGCUAAAGUUUCCAUGUGAAGAAGUGGGAUUACCUCAAGGGUGUGAGAAUUUUGAUUUGCUUCCUUCACUUGGUUUAGCUACAAAACUCUUCUCUGCAGCUUCUAUGCUGCAAAAGCCUGCUGAGACUUUGAUAGAAGGGCUUACACCGCAGCCGAAUUGCGUGAUAUCUGACACUUGUUUGCCUUGGACACUCAAAAUAGCUCGAAAGCUUAACAUUCCAAGGAUAACUUUCAGUGGAGGAAGUGGGUUUUUCUUGUUUUGUAUGUACAAGUUAGCAGUUUUUAAGGUUCUUGAGAAUGUUAAGUCAGACACCGAGUUCUGUGUUGUCCCUGACUUGCCUCACCAUAUUGAGGUAAUGAAAGAGCAGCUACAAGGACCAAGAGCUUCAACUAUGACAGAACUUAAUGAACAAAUUGUAGAAGCCGAUAUGGGGUCUUAUGGAGUUAUCAUCAAUAGUUUUGAAGAGCUGGAGCCAGAGUAUGUCAAAGAGUACAAGAAUGUAAGAAAAGUUUGGUUUGUUGGCCCAGCUUCCUUAAGCAACAAAGAUGAUUUAGAUAAGGCUCAAAGAGGUAAUUACAACUCUUCUGUUGAUGAAUACCAGUGCCUUAAAUGGCUUGAUUCAUGGAAAUCAGGCUCUGUCAUUUAUGUUUGUUUGGGUAGCAUGUGUAAUCUAACACCUCCACAGUUGAUAGAGCUUGGCUUAGGCUUAGAAGCUUCAAACAAACCAUUCAUUUGGGUUUUAACUGGAAUAAUGAAUAAUAGAUCUGAGGAAAUAGAAAAAUGGUUUAAGGAAUAUGAAUUCGAAGAAAGGAUUAAAGAAAGAGGUGUGGUGAUCCGAGGCUGGGCUCCACAAGUACUAAUCCUAUCACACCCUGCAAUUGGAGCGUUCUUAACUCAUUGUGGAUGGAAUUCAACCCUCGAAGCAGUAUGCGCCGGGGUUCCCAUGGUUACAUGGCCACUGUUUGCAGACCAGUUUCUGAAUGAGAAACUGGCUGCACAAGUUUUGAACAUAGCUGUAACAUUGGGUUCGGAGUAUCCAAUGGUAUGGGGAGAAGAGGAUCAAGUUGUUGUAACAGUGAAGAGUGAGAUAAUUAAGGCUGCUAUAGAGAAAGUGCUGGAUGAAGGAGAGGAAAGCAAGGAGAGAAGGGAAAGAGUUAGAAAGCUUGGGGAGAUGGCUAAGAGAGCUGUUGAUGAAGGUGGGUCUUCACACCACAAUAUGACAUUGUUUUUAGAAGAUAUUGAACGAAUGGGAGGCAGUAAUGAGUAUAAAGAGUAAGAAAAGAAAAAGAAAAUAAUAUUUUCUUGUUUAUUUGGAAGUCAUUUGUAAUAAUAUGUUCAUCGUUUUAUUUAAAUUGCCCAAAUCAUUGCUUUUCCUGGAGUAUUUUGAUUAGAUUAACUAAACAUGCUACCAAAAUGUAUACUCCUAUAGCCCCUAUCCCUAUAAAUAAAAUUUCAUUUUAAUGGUGCA
Molecule: messenger RNA, 1858 nt
Organism: Cannabis sativa
Lineage: Eukaryota; Viridiplantae; Streptophyta; Magnoliopsida; Rosales; Cannabaceae
Product: UDP-glycosyltransferase 73C11
Exons: 1
Coding region: 188-1666 (492 amino acids)
Molecular function (GO): UDP-glycosyltransferase activity
Source: RefSeq, a predicted model, not a curated record